Messenger RNA from Diospyros lotus (date-plum), 3073 nucleotides. RefSeq names its product pentatricopeptide repeat-containing protein At3g04750, mitochondrial. The transcript has a single exon. The record is from RefSeq and is a predicted model, not a curated record. Gene Ontology annotation, molecular function: protein binding; RNA binding. Gene Ontology annotation, biological process: RNA modification. NCBI's taxonomy places the organism in Eukaryota, Viridiplantae, Streptophyta, Magnoliopsida, Ericales, Ebenaceae. Bases 260 to 2260 code for a protein of 666 amino acids.
AAGGACAGUACCAUCAGUAGAGCUCUUAAAUAUUAACAAGCUGCCAUUGGACAUUGGACGCGCAAAGGGCAAUUGAAAACUACAAAAGAAGAAGAUCUUAUUCACAGUCACAAGUCUCUAAGGCAUUGUUGUCUUCAAACAGCCAACGGAACAGAAAACUCCAUGUUCUCUUCUCAUUGCUGGCCACACCCCAUUGAAUAUUAUUAUGAAUCCCAAACCGAUCAAUUUAUAGAACCCUAAUUAGACGCCCAUUGAUUGCAUGUAUACGAAGCCAUGCGUUGUUCCCGUCCAUGGAUUCGUUCGCUACAUCUACAGAUCAGGUGGCGGCGUUCGGAAAACCGCCGGCGAGUGGGAUCCGACUGUGUCCCUCAGCCUCAACCAUCCAACCCUAGUUUUGCUGGAGAGAUGCGAAUCCAGAAAUCACUUCAAGCAGAUAUUGGCUCAAAUGAUGAGAAAUCAUCUCACUGCUCAAACAUUCCCAAUGAGCAGACUCCUCUAUUUCUCUGCCAUUUCACACCCUCAAAACACCGACAUCGCCGUUCUCCUCUUCAACCACUUCACUCCGUCGCCCAAUCUCUAUAUCUACAACACCAUGGUCUCUGCUUUAUCGGCUUCUUACACCCCCGCCCCCCAAUCGUUUGCUCUCUAUAGUUCCAUGCUCAAGUCUCGUAUUUUCCCGGACAAGCACACUCUGCUGUACUUAAUUCGGGCCUCCGAAUGUUUGGCGGAGGGCAUGCAGAUUCACUGCCAUGCCAUUGUCACAGGACUGUUCGGCCAUGGUUAUUUGCAGAACUCCCUCCUGAAGAUGUAUUUGGAGAAUGGGCAAAUGGAUCUCGCACACCAGUUGUUCGAGGAAAUGCCAAACCCAGAUGCUGUUUCCUUCAAUAUUAUGAUUGUUGAGUAUGCCAAGAAAGGACACAGCGUGGAGGCAUUAGAUUUUUUCAGUGAAAUGGUGGGUUCAGGGCUCAAGCCUGAUGAAUAUACAAUGACGGGUGUUCUUAUGUGUUGUGGUAGGGUUGGAGACUCUCCGUUUGGGAGGUCGGUUCAUGCCUGGCUGCAGCGGAGAAUGUUAAUUUCUACUUGGAAUUUGGUAUUGGGAAAUGCCCUUUUAGAUAUGUAUGUCAAAUGCAAGGAGUUGAAGCUUGCCGGGAGGGUUUUUGAUAUGUUUCUUGAGAGGGAUAUUGUUUCGUGGAACACCAUAAUUGCCGGGCAUGCAAAGGUUGGUGAACUGGCCCUUGCCCACACAAUCUUUAACGAAAUGCCUUGCAAAGAUCUUGUUUCUUGGAAUUCUUUGAUUGCCGGAUAUGCCCAGAUGGGUGAUUACAUGAUGGUGAGGAAAUUAUUUACUUGCAUGAUCACAGACAAAGUUUGGCCUGAUGCUGUCACAUUGGUCCAUUUGGUUUCUGCUGCAUCAGAAGUAGGAGCUUUAGAUCAAGGGAGGCAGAUACAUGGUUGGCUGGUUAGAAUGCAGAUCAAGGUUGAUGCAUUUCUAAGUUCGGCAUUAGUACACAUGUAUUGCAAAUGUGGAAGCAUCAAAACAGCUCUGCUGGUUUUCAGGCUGGUUACCGAAAAGGAUGUAACUUUAUGGACAACCAUGGUAACGGGAAUGGCAUUCCAUGGCCACGGACACAAAGCUUUGGAAAUAUUCUCAGAGAUGCAGGAGUGUCUAGCCCCCAACCAUGUGACCUUUGUCGCUCUCUUAACUGCCUGUGUUCAUUCUGGACUAGUGGACGAGGGGCUUAAAGUAUUCAACAGUAUGAAACAAAAGCAUGGUAUUGAACCACAAGUUGAGCAUUAUGGUUGCCUGGUGGAUCUCCUAGCACGAUCAGGGAGGCUGAUUGAGGCUAAAGACAUUAUCAACAAGAUGCCGAUGGAACCAAGUAGGUCCAUCUGGGGAGCUUUACUUAAUGCUUGUAGGGCUCAUGGGAACAUCGAACUGGCUGAAACAGCUUGGAGAGCAUUGCAAAAGUUAGAGCCUCAGGAAGAGGGGGCAUAUCUUUUGCUGUCUAACAUGUAUGCCGCUUAUGGAAGGUGGCUAUAUGCAGACAACCUCAGGGAAACCAUGGAGGACAAGGGACUGAAGAAGACUGCCGGUUUCAGCUCUGUGGUUGUAGAUGGAGUCACUCACAAGUUUGUGGCCACAGAUAUAAGGCAUCCAAGGUGGAUGGAGUUGCACUCCAUCUUGCUUGGCCUGAAAAGUGAAAUGGGGUUGAGCAGUGAUGCUCUCUCUGGCUUCAUGCGACAUUCACCGUUGGACUGAUAAUACUGACUGAGGAUUGAUCUUACUUUGAACGAGGUUACAAUUUUUUUUUUUGGGGGGGGUAUUUGAGAAAAAUGGAAUAUUAUAGAGCAGAAAGUUAGGUGAACAGUUUCAGUUGAGCAAGCAUUAGUGAUUGCCAUUGUUAUGUGCAUUCUGCCAAAUACAUAAAAAUAUCAGGGCAGGUCAUUAGGCGCUUGAAUAUGAGAUAUUUGUUCAUGUAUGCAUAUGUACCCGUGUGCCCAACAAUCAUAUCCUGUAGCCAAAACGUUGCCAUUUUACACAUACCUGUCCAAUAGAACUUGAAAAUAUGGAUGACAAAUUAUCCACUUUCUACGUAAUAAUUUAAGUUUUUAGAUGGAUUAUUACCUAUAAUAAUACAUAUUUAUUACCCAUUUAUAGGAACUAUUUUUUUUUUUGUUUUUAUUCGUAAAUUUUGAAUCUUCUAAAAUUUUUAAAUAUUAAGAUCCUUACUUUGAACUUAGACUUGAAAUAUCAAGAUAUCAUUAUCAUAUAUGAUUAAUAAUAUCAUUACGAAUAAACAAUUCAGAUCCUCAAGACACAGGUCAAACCUAAUCCUUCGACCCAAAAACCCAGCCAAACAAAAUCAAAUUUGAAUAUAGAGUGCAAAUUAAAAACCUAGAACGAUUAAACAUUAAAUUAGAAAAUAACAUCAAUAUGUACCCCCAACAACAAUGGAUGAAUAAGCAUUAACAUUCAGGACAACAACUAGAACUAUAGAAAACAGAAGAGAUCGAAGAGAACCAACAAAAUAUAAUAAACCAAAAAAAAAAGGGGGGGGGGGGGGGGGGGGGG